AGCUGGGGCUCUGUGUGAGGGAGCUGGGACGUGGUGCUGAAAGAAGAUAAGUCAGGAGGCAUGAGAGGAGGGCCGCGACCGUAACACACAGCCCGCUCCAGGCCGGAGAGACAGACAAGGGGACAGGGCCUGCCUUGUGAGACCGAGGGCGGGGACCAGGACAAUAGGUAGCGGCGGCUGACCCGCUAGUCGGUGUCGUGGCAGGGCGCGGGGAGCCAGUGGCAGGCGCCCCGGAGGCUGUGGGGGGCACACGUAGAUGACAGCGGGGCAGGUGAGGGGGCUCCGGGUACAUGACAGGACAGCGGCUCUAGGCUUUCACCUGGGACACUAGCAGUGGGGAUCACUCCCGGAGCAGCCCUGCACAAAGACGGUCUCCCUGCUGCCGCCCCAGGGAUGGCACCCCGGAGCCGCCGCUCGUGGCUCAGCGUGCUACUGGGACUGGUGCUCGGCUUCCUCCUAGCCUCCCGGCUCAUCGUGCCCCGGGCCGCCGAGCUACACAGCCGCAAAGGGCUCCGCAGAGCAUUGGGGAGACCGGCGGGAGGAUGCGCAGGGCAGCCCGGGGUCAGGACGGACAUGAAGUGGCGAGAUCUGCAAGCACCGUACAUGGGAUCCCUGGAGCCGGGCAGCGAGCAGGACAUUCCCCGGGACAAGAACUUCCUCUAUGUGGGGGUGAUGACCGCACAGAAGUACCUGCAGACCAGAGCCGUGGCGGCAUACAGAACUUGGUCCCAUUCGAUCCCUGGAAAGGUGGAAUUUUUCUCCAGUGAAGGCUCCGACACAUCCAUACCAAUUCCCGUUGUGGCGCUGCAAGGCGUGGACGACUCUUACCCUCCACAAAAAAAGUCCUUUAUGAUGCUGAAAUACAUGCACGAUCAUUACCUGGAUCAGUACGAGUGGUUCAUGAGAGCCGACGAUGACGUCUAUAUCAAAGGGGAGCGUCUGGAGAGCUUCCUGCGUAACCUCAACAGCAGCGAGCCCUUGUUUCUGGGCCAGACUGGUCUUGGCACAACAGAGGAGAUGGGAAAGCUAGCAUUGGAACCAGGUGAAAAUUUUUGCAUGGGUGGCCCUGGAGUGAUCAUGAGCAGAGAAGUCCUACGCAGGAUGGUGCCCCACAUGGGAGAGUGUCUACGAGAGAUGUACACCACGCACGAAGAUGUCGAGAUUGGCAGAUGUGUACGAAGGUUCGCAGGAGUACAGUGCGUCUGGUCCUAUGAGAUGCAGCAAUUAUUUUAUGAGAAUUAUGAACAAAACAAAAAGGGAUAUAUCCGGGACCUUCGUAACAGCAAGAUUCAUAGAGCCAUCACCCUGCACCCCAAUAAGAAUCCCCCCUACCAGUAUCGUCUACACAGCUACAUGCUGAGCCGUAAGAUUGCAGAGCUACGUUAUCGCACCAUCCAGCUCCACCGGGAAAUUGUUCUCAUGAGCCGAUACAGCAACACAGAAGUUCACAAGGAUGACUUACAGCUGGGAAUGGCUCCCUCUUUUAUGCGAUACCAGCCACGCCAGAGGGAAGAGAUCCUGGAGUGGGAGUUUCUCACUGGCAAGUAUCUGUAUUCUGCCGCAGAUGGACAACCUCCUAGGCGUGGGAUGGACGCUUCACAGAAGGAAGCUCUUGAUGAUCUAGUGAUGCAAGUUAUGGAAAUGAUCAAUGCAAAUGCCAAGACCCGUGGUCGUAUUAUUGACUUUAAAGAGAUUCAGUACGGGUACCGCAGACUCAAUCCUUUGUAUGGGGCAGAGUACGUUUUGGAUUUGCUCCUACUGUACAAAAAGCACAAGGGCAAGAAAAUGACAGUACCUGUGAGGAGACAUGCCUACCUCCAACAGACAUUCAGCAAAAUUCAGUUCAUGGAGCACGACGAGAUUGAUGCUAAAGAGCUGGCUAAUAAAAUAAACCAAGAUUCAGGUUCAUUGUCAUUUCUUUCGAAUUCUCUUAAAAUGUUAGUCCCAUUCCAGCUCACCUCAUCCAAGGCUGAACACAAAGAACCCAAAGAUAAGAAGGUCAACAUUCUGGUACCAUUGUCCGGUCGCUAUGAAAUGUUCAGUAGGUUUAUGGCCAACUUUGAAAAGACUUGCCUCAUUCCCAACCAAAAUGUGAAGCUGGUCAUUUUGCUUUUCAAGUCUGAUGCCAACCCCGACAAGGAAAAACAAGUUGAUCUCAUGAGAGAUUAUCGGGUUAAGUAUCCAAAGGCCGAUAUGCAGAUCUUAUCUGUUACUGGGGAGUUCUCCAGAGCCUUGGCCCUCGAAGUUGGAUCUUCUCAAUUUAGCAAUGACUCUUUGCUCCUCUUUUGUGAUGUUGAUUUGGUAUUCACCACAGAGUUCCUUCAGCGCUGUAGGGCCAACACUAUCCUAGGCCAACAAAUCUAUUUUCCCAUCAUCUUCAGCCAAUAUGACCCUAAGAUUGUCUACGCUGGGAAGGUUCCCAGUGACAACCAUUAUGCGUUUACACAGAAAACAGGUUUCUGGAGGAACUAUGGCUUUGGCAUUACUUGUGUCCAUAAAGGAGACCUCAUUCAUGCUGGAGGAUUUGAUGUUUCUAUUCAGGGAUGGGGUUUGGAGGAUGUGGACCUGUUUAAUAAGGUGGUGCAAGCAGGCCUAAAGACAUUUAGAAGUCAGGAGGUGGGAGUUGUCCACGUACACCAUCCUGUGUUUUGUGACCCCAAUCUUGAUCCCAAACAGUACAAAAUGUGUUUGGGAUCCAAAGCAUCAACUUAUGGUUCUACCCAGCGGCUUGCAGAACUCUGGCUUGAGAAAAAUGACCCUAUGUUUGGUAAAACCAUUCACACAAAUGACUCUGUGAGGACAGCCUAAUAAGCCAGCAUGGCUGGCACGAAAUGAACCUUUUCACCUUUUCAUAGCCAUCUAAUUUAUUUUUUCAAUUUUUUUUUUUUUUUAUAGUUAAGGCAAUAUGGUUUUGUUAAAAUGUUUUUUUAAGAGUUGUUUGUGAAUGAGCGUUUUGGACAUGAUGAAAUGUGAUCAGUAUUUGCCUUUCAACCAUUGCAAUACGACAGCUUGAACAGUUUUCCACUCCAAUCCGUGUACACUUACAUUCCAUGAGCCCUAGUUUUUCUAGAUUCCUCCAGAUUGUAAUGCAAGCAGUAUGAAUAGGAGACCCUGCCCUGUACCUUGGCGAUUGUAUGGUCUGCGUCACUACAGAUCUGUUUGUUUUGUACCUGAUACCUUUAGCAUAGGAGCAAAUACAAAUCCAUAUAGUUUAAAUGUAAGGAUUGUGGCUGGAGAGAGAUCUUUUUUUUAUUUUUUAUUUUACUCACUUAUAUAGCGCUGACAUAUUCCACAGCUCUAUAGACGUUAUCAUCACAUGCUGUCUCCAAUGGAGCUAAGCAAACACGGGAAGAACCUACAAAAUCAAUGCAGAUGUCGUCUUGUGGUCAGAUUAGAAUCUAGGACACCAGUGCUAACCACUGAGCCGCCAUAAAAAAUUAUGUUUGAAACCAGGCAUUCUCAUUUUUAAUACUUUUUUUUUAGGCCUCGUCCACAUCUCUUUUCUUUUAAAUCCAGUAGUCUGGAUUUAGGGGACCAAACUAACAAAAUGACAAUAUUGGCAAAGCCAGGCACCACUGGAUUCCUAUUCACUAUAAUGGGAUCUGGCAGGUUUUCUAGCAUAAAUCCUGGCUCUCUGCUGCAGAAAUACCACUGCAUUUAUGCCAGAAUCCCACCGGAUCCCAGUAUAGCGAAUGCGGCUAUGUCGGAUACGGUAACUCCAUUAGUCUUUUCCUCUGCCGGAACAGACCGGAUUUAUAAAACAUGAGAUGUGAACCUGACCUUAAUAAGUUAGGAUCUAAAUACCAGCUUGGGUGCAAGUUUAGAAUUUUUUUAUUUCUAUAAAAAUGUACACCAAAUAUUUAGAAAUAUGCAAUACUGGGAAUUUUUUUCUAAACCAUUGACUCCAGGUCUGUAGUUUUAUUUUUUUUUUAAAUGUCUUGUCCUAGUUUGUUGAAAAAGCCAUAGCAGUAUUUCUCUUUUGUGCCGGUUGUAGAAGGGCCACGGUACUCUGCAGGAUCUGGACGUACAGACCCGAAAUUGUCUGCACAAUCCUUCUGCCAUGACAACCUCAUGAUGUGUCCUUAAUGUUAAUACUGGAAUCUUGCCACCUCCGCAGCUACUAAUGUGUGAUAAGUUGACCAAAUGCUUGCACAUUCCCAAUGUCUCAUCUUGUCCCUUGAAACAUUAGAAAUGUUAUACAACGUGCCUUACCUCUAUUUUGAGUGGACACUCCUUAUUUUUAGUCUUUUUCCACUGUAUUGUUUCGACCAUCACCGUGGUAUCAUCAGGUAUCCACUACCAUGUAGGAAUGUAUUUUAGAAUCAAA
Molecule: messenger RNA, 4327 nt
Organism: Bufo bufo (common toad)
Lineage: Eukaryota; Metazoa; Chordata; Amphibia; Anura; Bufonidae
Gene: CHSY1
Product: chondroitin sulfate synthase 1
Exons: 3
Coding region: 394-2808 (804 amino acids)
Cellular component (GO): Golgi cisterna membrane
Molecular function (GO): glucuronosyl-N-acetylgalactosaminyl-proteoglycan 4-beta-N-acetylgalactosaminyltransferase activity
Source: RefSeq, a predicted model, not a curated record